AACUAUACCUCUCAUUCCAUCCUGAUGAUCCGACGGUAGCUGCUCGCAUCUCAGCUUGUCAAGACGCAUCACAGCUUGCCAAGACAGAACUGCUUGUGGUUCCAGCAAACCUAUCGUUUCAUCACAAUAUCACCACCAAGUUGGGCACAUUAACCAUAACUCCUUCAAAAACAGCUAGAAGCCUGAUUUUCUCAGCUCACAUUGCAAAAAUUGUCCGGUCCUGUAGAUUUGUUUUAUUUAACAUCAAGAAGAUCAGGCCCUUUCUUUCUGAACAUGCUGCACAACUCCUUGUUCAAGCUCUUGUUCUGUCCAGGCUGGACUAUUGCAAUGCUCUCAUAGCAGACCUAAUGGCACUGAAAGAGGAGAGUGAAGUACUCAAUGAAAUGGAAGAGAAAGAUUGUGAUUUCAUAAAUGGAGAAACAUCUUUGAUUUGUUCACAGACUGAAAACACUUCCUCAAGAAAAAGGACUCAGAAGACAGGAGAGAAGCUAUACACAUGCCAACAGUGUAAAAGGAGUUUUACUCAACCUAGAUACCUGGAAGUCCACAUGAGAGUUCACACAGGAGAGAAACCUUAUACCUGCCAACAGUGUGGAAAGCAUUUCGGUCAUAGAGUAACUCUUAAAAGACACAUUAGAAUUCACACUGGAGAGAAGCCAUACACAUGCCAACAGUGUGGAAGGAGUUUCAUUCAACCUGGUCAACUUGGAGCCCACAUGAGUGUUCACACUGGAGAGAAACCUUACAAAUGCAAACAGUGUGGAAGAAGUUUCAGCCUGAAAGGAAAUCUUAAUUGCCAUAUGAGAAUUCAUACUGGAGAGCAGCCUUACACACAUGAUCAGUGUGGAAAGAGUUUUGAUCAACAUGACAUCCUUGAAGUCCACAUGAGAACUCGGAGAGAAAAAUCCUACAUAUGCCCCGAGUGCGGAAAGUGGUUUAAUCAUAAACGACGCUUUGAAGACCACAUUAAAAUUCACACUGGAGAGAAGCCUUUCACCUGCCAAGAAUGUGGAAAAUGUUUCCGCCAAAAAGGAAACCUUGACAGGCACAUGACAGUUCACACUGGAGAGAAGCCGUUUAUAUGUUGUCACUGCGGAAAGAGUUACAGAUAUACAGCAGGACUCAAGUACCACAUGAGGUUUCACAAAUGAGAGAACCAUACUUUUACAUUAUAAGUGUGACAUGAGUCAUGUAAUGACACCAGAGAAAAGCCUUUGUUGUGCAGUCACUGAGGAAAGAUUUGCAAAAACAAGACAAACACCACUGAUAUAAUUCAAAAAAGCUAAGCAGUGGAUUUGUUAACACCCGUGUAUGAAAUGGGUUUUGUUUGGUCGGAUCACUAAUAUACCGUCUCUAUAUCACUUCUUUCCCCAUUUUUUUUAAUGUUCUAUUUAAUACUUAUUUUAUUUUAUGCUGUAAAGCCCAUUGGACACCUGCUGCUAUUGCAAAUGGUGCUAUAAAAAUCUAACUUGAUCUUGAAACUUGAAUGAAAGAUCUGAAAGAUCCCAUGCAUUUAAAUAAAUAAAAUAUGCUUGUGCAAUUUACAUAAAAACUUAAGCCUAGAGUUAAAAAUAAAAUAUAGACUUAAGCAGUGCCUAGUGAAAGUAAAAAGGAAUCAAUAAAUUGAGAAGGGGGUGAAUUAACAACAAUAGUGCGAUAUAAAGAGGUUUAUGAUGUAAAAAAUUUAAUUGCAUUAACAAAUUAGUUGAAACAAGCAGAUAAGAUCAAGUGUGCAAAGUACUUAAGGAUGGAGCACUGAUGGUAAUAUGUAUUAGUGAACAGCAGAAGAAUAAUGUGAUUUAAAAAUAAAGUUUAAGUUAAAUGAAAAUACUAUGUGAUGUCAUAGUCCAGCUCAGUUCAAAUAAUAUCUGUGCAAUCAAGUCUACGCUAUCGCUGGAAAUGAAGUGUCCCCAACUAAACAAGACAAAGAUGCCAAGGAACCAAGACUUCAUCAGUGACAGAAUGGAGGAAAUAAAACCUUGGGAGAAAUCAGGCUCAGUUUGAGGGGCCAGUCCUUCUUCGACCAAACGAAACCAGCUGUUCAGUUCCAGGCUGCAGCAAAGUCAGAUUGUGCAGAGUACUCAACGGGUUUCUGUGGUCUUGACCUCCUUGGCCGUCUAGGAGACAAGGUCUUCACUGGGAAUCUCUCCGGGGCUCAUCUAGUUGUCCUGGUCUCCACUGACAUACAGGGUGACUUCGUUGACCCUGACUUUGAACAUUUGACUAAUAUUAGUGUAGAGUACACUUUUCUUAUGAUGUAAGAAGUACACCCGGUUUUAUUGGAAGUGUUCCCAGUUCCAGUUGACCUAAUUAAUCCAGCCUAACAAUCCUUUAAUGGGGUUUGUUAGUGUGUUAUGUGUAUGCUGGUUAAAGAGAUGGGUCUUUAAUUUAGAUUAAGACUGACAUAAUUUCUUGGCCUCCCAAACAAUGUUAAGUAGGUUAUUCCAGAGUUUUGGCACUAAAUAAGAAAAGGAUCUGCCACCUGUAGUUUAUUUUGAUAUUCUAGUUAUCAUCAAAUUGCCAGAGUUUUGAGAGCACAGGGUACGUGAAGGACUAUAAGUAGUACUAAUGAAGGGAUACAACCACGAUCCGAUGAUAAGAGCAGGUCAUUUGUAACUCUAAGGAGAACAGUCCCAGUACUAUGAUAUGGUCUAAAUCCUGUCUGGAAAUCCUCACAGAUACUGUUUUUCUCUAAGAAGGAAUAUAACUUUGAGGGUACUACCUUUUCUAGCAUCAAAUUCAAGGUACCGAUGCUUGCUUACAAGACGACCACUGGCAUUGCACCAACAUACCUAAACUCACUGGUUAAAUCUUAUGUGCCCUCCAGAAGUUUGCGCUCUGCAAGUGAACAACGCCU
This is a messenger RNA of Carassius auratus (goldfish), 2857 nucleotides long. RefSeq names its product gastrula zinc finger protein XlCGF8.2DB-like. The transcript is spliced from 2 exons. Gene Ontology annotation, molecular function: RNA polymerase II transcription regulatory region sequence-specific DNA binding; DNA-binding transcription factor activity, RNA polymerase II-specific. Gene Ontology annotation, biological process: regulation of transcription by RNA polymerase II. Gene Ontology annotation, cellular component: nucleus. Lineage: Eukaryota; Metazoa; Chordata; Actinopteri; Cypriniformes; Cyprinidae. Bases 348 to 1151 code for a protein of 267 amino acids. The record is from RefSeq and is a predicted model, not a curated record.